Molecule: messenger RNA, 7036 nt
Organism: Macaca mulatta (Rhesus monkey)
Lineage: Eukaryota; Metazoa; Chordata; Mammalia; Primates; Cercopithecidae
Source: RefSeq, a predicted model, not a curated record
AUCUGACGGGGGCGGGCUUAGCGGAAGGCGGGCCCGGCCGAAUGCGGCCGCGGGCGCGUGUCGAUGACGUCACCCGGCGCGUGCCGGGGUAGCCCGUAGUAACCCCGAGUCUGCGGAAGUGGUGACCCGUGGGACGCGGCUGAGACAGGAGACUGAAAGUUGUGGAACCAUAAUCUGUGACAUCAGUUGUUUUUUGAUAAGCAGCUAUUUAUGAUUCUGGAAGAUUAAGGCAGAUAGGAAGCCCCAUCUGAGAUUUUAACAAAUCUCUCAAACAGUAAACCACAUCAUGGACAUGCAGCUGGACCCUGCCGGAGAUGACCUGCCUCUCAUGGCCAACACCAGCCACAUACUUGUGAAGCACUAUGUGCUGGAUUUGGAUGUGGAUUUUGAAAGUCAAGUCAUUGAGGGGACCAUAGUGCUUUUCCUUGAGGACGGAGACAGAUUCAAGAAACAGAAUCGCUCUGUCGAGGAAGCCUGCCAAUCAGAGUCAAACAAAGGCUGCAAAUUGGGGAUGCCUGAGCCCUGCCAUGUUCCUGUGACAAAUGCAAUGACCUUCUCAUCUGAAAUGGAAUAUAAUGAUUGUGCAAUCUGUAGUAAAGGGGAAAAAGAUACUUCUGAUAAAGAUGGUAACCAUGACAACCAGGAACAUGCUGCUGGGAUUUCUAGCUCGAAGCGCUGCUGUGACACAGGGAAUCAUGGGAGUGAGGAGUUUUUGCUAGUGUUGGACUGCUGUGAUUUAUCUGUGUUAAAAGUCGAGGAGGUGGAUGUGGCUGCUGUGCCAGGUAUGGAAAAAUUUACAAGGUCUCCCGAGCUCACUGUUGUUUCUGAGGAGCUCAGGAAUCAGAUUGUACGUGAACUUGUGACUUUGCCUGCAAAUCGCUGGAGGGAGCAGUUAGACUAUUAUGCUCGUUGCAGCCAGGCUGCUGGCUGUGGGGAACUCCUCUUUGACACUGACACUUGGAGCUUACAGAUCAGGAAGACAGGGGCUCAGACAGCUACUGACUUUCCUCAUGCUAUCAGGAUAUGGUACAAAACUAAACCCGAAGGGCGAUCAGUUACAUGGACCUCAGACCAGAGUGGCAGGCCGUGUGUUUACACCGUGGGGUCUCCCGUAAACAACAGGGCCCUUUUUCCGUGCCAGGAGCCGCCCGUUGCCAUGUCAACAUGGCAGGCUACAGUUCGAGCAGCUGCAUCUUUUGUUGUUUUAAUGAGUGGGGAAAAUUCUGCCAAGCCGACGCAGCUUUGGGAAGGGUGCUCAAGCUGGUAUUACUACGUAACCAUGCCGAUGCCAGCCUCCACCUUCACAAUUGCAGUGGGAUGCUGGACAGAAGUGAAGAUGGAGCCGUGCUCAUCGGGUGAUUCGGCAACAGAGACACCCUUCUCACCUCCUGAGGCCGACUUCAGGCAUGUUGGUGUUUGCAGUCACAUGGAAUACCCCUGCCGCUUCCAGAACGCUUCUGCCACCACCCAGCAGAUCAUUCCUCAUCGUGUCUUUGCCCCUGUGUGCCUCACGGGUGCCUGCCAAGAGACCCUUCUGCAGCUGAUCCCUCCUUGCCUCUCAGCAGCACAUUCUGUUCUGGGAACACACCCGUUCUCUCGGCUGGAUGUUCUCAUCGUCCCUGCCAACUUUCCAAGUCUGGGGAUGGCCAGCCCACACAUCAUGUUCCUCUCUCAGAGCAUCUUGACAGGAGGGAGCCAUCUCUGUGGGACCCGCCUCUGCCAUGAAAUCGCCCACGCCUGGUUUGGCCUCGCCCUCGGGGCCCGCGACUGGACGGAGGAGUGGCUGAGCGAAGGCUUCGCCUCUCACUUGGAGGAUGUGUUUUGGGCUGCAGCACAGCAGCUGGCCCCCCACGAGGCCCGGGAGCAGCAGGAACUGAGGGCCUGCCUGCGCUGGCGUCGCCUCCAGGAUGAGAUGCAGAGCUCCCCCACGGAGAUGCAGGUGUUAAGACCCAAUAAAGACAAAACUGGCCACACAAGUGACUCAGGAGCAUCUGUUAUCAAGCAUGGACUCAAUCCGGAGAAGAUCUUCAUGCAGGUGCAUUAUUUAAAGGGCUACUUCCUUCUUCGGUUUCUUGCCGAAAGACUUGGAGAUGAAACCUAUUUUUCAUUUUUAAGAAAAUUUGUGCACGCAUUUCAUGGACAGCUGAUCCUUUCCCAGGAUUUCCUUCAAAUGCUACUGGAGAACAUCCCAGAAGAAAAAAGGCUUGAGUUGUCUGUUGAAAACAUCUACCAAGACUGGCUUGAGAGUUCCGGAAUACCAAAGCCGCUGCAGAGGGAGCGCAGCGCCGGGGCAGAGUGCGGGCUCGCGCGGCAAGUGCGCGCCGAGGUCACGAAGUGGAUUCGAGUGAACCGGAGACCCCGAAGACGGAAGCGCAGGGAGAGGGAAGCGGUGUUUGAAAAGCUUCUUCCAGACCAGCUGGUCUUGCUUCUGGAGCAUCUCUUGGAGCAGAAGACUCUGAGCCACCGAACUCUGCAAAGCCUCCAGAGGACAUACCACCUCCAGGACCAGGAUGCAGAGAUAUGUGCCUGCUGUGAAUUGGCCUCCACAUACCUGCCCUUCAUUCCUCUCACCCUGGAUUCCAAGACCCUCCCACCUGCACCCAGCCUCGAAGAUCCAGCCGUGUGGAGCACUCCUGGGAGAACGUUGAAAUCUUUGCUGUCAUUACCCUGUGUUCGUGGAGGCUGUGGAAACCUGAAAAGUGCUGCAGUCCCUUCCAGCAGGGUUCGCCAUCGGUGGUGUGAACUCAUUGUUAAGCACAAGUUCACAAAAGCCUACGAAAGUGUGGAGCGGUUCCUUCAGGAGGAUCAGGAAAGCAGGAGACACAGCCUCAAGGCAUUCGUACCUGUUGCUGCCUGUAAGUAUUUUCCUAAAAACUUCGGUUAAGAAAAAAGGGAAGGGUAAGAAUCUUAAAUUCAGCUGUGUGGGGAAUUUACGGUUUUUAAGCACAAGCAGUAAUAAGAAGGCUUAAGUUUUUGAAAGAGUAACCGAUACUCUUUCAAAAGAGUAACCGUUUAGUGUGUGUCAGUUUGUACAGAACCUGCAAAUGUUUAAUUAGCCAGAGCAGCCCAAGGUCAGCUUCCUCUGGAAGGGCUGGGACGUUCUGGGAGAGUGAACAACUGCCUUGGUUUCCCAGGACUAGUCCGGUUUUGCUGCCUCCGGUCUGAUGGCCCAGGACACCCUUCAGACCUGGGCUUCCACCUCCUGACCGCCAGUGAAGGGAGCCUUGUCGCAUGCAGUGUGAACGGCAGCGUGGGGACGCGGAGCUAAGAGUAAACGACAUGGGGCAGACGGUGACGUUUGCUCUCCUCGGCCCCCGCUGGUAGCACCCAGGGCCUGCGGCCAGCCCGCCAGGGCCAGUGCAGCCAGCACGGGGGCUCCAGCUGUGGCCCCAGCGCGUGCCAGUGUGUCCCUGGGUGUCUGUAUUGCCAUCACUUGGUUUUUACUCAGAAAUGACAGGCACAUAAUGCUGAUGGCCUUCGGCAGAUGCAGCCCGUCCUUCAUCAGGGAAACACUGUGCGCCUGCUGCUGACCCCUUUCAGAGUUAACCACCACCCAGACCCUGAGUGGGAGGAUGGCCCAUGGUGAUGGGCUCGGCCGUGUCUGAAGAAAGACCAAGUUGUCAUUACAAAUCCAACCUUGCAUCUUCCUUACACGCCAGCACUCCUGGGUAAGCCCUGCCCGGUUCUCUAGUCACACGCGAAAAUUCGCAGCCCUGCAGCCACCUGGAGAACCUGCCUCCCUGCUGGCCUUGGCUGGUGCACCAAGAGUGGGUUCAGUUCAUGUUGAGUUUAACGACUACAGAAUUGAACUCUGCAUCUCGGAGCCUUGCUAACUUUUGCUGCUGUUGCUGUGGCCGAGCGGCAGGAGGCAGGAGAGGGAGAAGCGGGAAUCCAGGCCAGGACAGGAGGUGGAGCCCCGGGGCUGGACUCCACGCGGUCCUCUGCGCUAUGCUGGCCUCCAGCAGGCAUAGAUGAGGGAGCGAGUGGACGGCUGGGGCAAGCCAGAGGAGUGCCCGGCGAGAGGCCAGGAGCCAGAGAGGCAGGAGAAGCGCAGGGACACUGGGCAGGGCCUCGUGGAUGGAGUUCUGGGCAAAAUCGGAGGGCCGAGGUCAGAGAAGAUUCCGGGACAGCCAGGGAGCGGACCUCCAGGUGCCUGGAGAAGAGCCCACUGUGCAGAGCUCACAGCGGAGGCCACGCAGGAGGCUGUGGGCAGAUGGGGCUGCAGGACCUGUGCGUCCUUUAGGUCAGGUGGAGCCAUUUGUUCAAGCCAUCUCCAAGAGGGCGCGAGGGCUUUGAAGGGAGACAGCGGCCUUUGCCUCAGGCUGCCUCGUCCUGCCCUGAGCUGGCACUGCUCUCCAAAUCUGGAUGCCAAGACAGAGGGCAGAGCCUGGGACCAGCUGGGAGGUGGCUGCGCUUGGGCUAGGUCCUGAGGGUAGAGAGACCCAAGCUGCAGGAAGGAAAGGCCGUCCCACCAAAGCCACCAUCUGGCCACCACCUGCUCGUGGGCCAAGCAGACUUGGCCCUUUCCAGGGUGCUGUCGGCAGAGGAACUGACAGGCCAGGAGAGGCGGGGGCGGUGGGAGGGAUUGUUCCCUGGAGACCCUGCCUGCCAGCGGCCACCGCAGCGAAGGCUUCUCAUUAGGAAGACUGAUGUGUUAAUAAAGACGGGUUUUAAAACGUCCGAAAGAAUAGCACGCAGGAGGCGCUUUCACCACGGCCGGCGCCCGGAUGGCCAGCACCCACUAGACAGAGCCAGUGCACGAGCGCCACACCGGCGUCUGCUCCGGGAAUGAGCUGCUGUGCGUGUCUUCUCUGCAGCGGAACUGACGGGGGGGGUGUGAUGACCCAGCACUGGGGCCCUCCGUGCUCCUGUGGGUUCCCGUGUGGAUCAGCAGGCAGGACUGAACCACGUGUCAGGAUGGGCUGCCCAGCACAGGGCGCAGGCCGAGCCUCGCACCAGCCAGCUGCUUACUCCCAGCAGUGUCUCUGGGGCCAGUCUUGAGGGCGAUCUGCUUUGAACGUGGACGAGUUUCCUCAGAGUCGACAGGAACGUGGUGUCAGGCUAACUGAAGCAGAGACCUGGUGUCUUUGGGGCGCUCUCUCUGGGUGAUUUUCUCUCACCCUGUGGGCAGGGCUGGAGCCACCCAACUCCCAUGCUAACCCCCGCUGCCAGGCCCAGGCCAUGGGCAGCUUCUCCACUCAGUCGGGCCACAGGGUGGGGGAGGAAGUGCCUGAGCUGGAACUGUCCUUGCCACAGGGCAGGGCUGACCAUCUCCCACUGCCCCUCCCCCAGACCCCCAUAAGCACCUUCCCACUGUUUCUGUGAGUUCCAGUCUUUAGAUCCACCCACAGCUGAGGGCGCCAUUUGUCUCUUGCGUCUACCUUAUUUCGCUCAGCGUAAAGCCCGCUAGGUUGGGCCGCAUUGUCACAGGUGUGCAUUUUAUAAGAGUACACGAGAUUCUCGAAAGCGUUCUCACUGUGCUGGGCCAGGCCCGAAGAGGUGGCACCUGGCAUGUGGCAGCCAGUCGUCUUCAGCCUUGAGCUUCCUCAGGCUCUCGGAUGCGUCUCAGCUGAGACAUCAGAACCUGGGAGGCACAGCCUGGGCCCGCUCCACAGGACUGUCCUACCAGGAUGGAGGCAAACUCCUGGCCCUGGUUCUUGGUAGGUAGGUCAUUUGUUAUGGGGACUUUCUGCACCUGGACACUCACAUUUCAGUCGGGCCCGGCCUGGACGGGAGCAGGAGGGGCCUCUGGGGACUGGGAAUAUUCCUCUCUUGAGUUGGUUGCUGGCUGCACAGGUGUUGGUUUGUGAAAUUCAUCAAGCUGUGUGUCUUCUGUAUGUAUAUGUCAACAAAAGUACAAAUAAAAAAUAAAACAAAACUCCCAGAGCCAGCGUGCUGGUGCUUUUUUUGAGAUGAGUAUGUUUUUAAAUUGUGGUAAAAUAUACAUAAAAUGUUCUAUUUUACCCACUUUUGUAAUUCGGUGGCAUGCAGUUGUUUACAGUGUCGCACGGCCAUCAGCACCGGCCGUCUCCGCCCCUUUCCGUCAUCCCCACACGAACUCCCCAUCCUCCGCCCUGGGGACUCUGUGGUUCUUCCUCUUCCUGGACUUGACCCUUCCAGGUGCCUCACCUAAGUGGACUCAUACAAUAUCCUCGUCUCUGGCUUAUUUCAAUAGCACAGUGUCUUCAAGGUUCCUCCAGGUUGCGGCACUGUCAGACCCUCCGUCCAUCUUCAGGCCGAAGAGUACUCUACCGUGGGCACAGACCGCACGCGGCACUGCUUGUCUACGGGCAUUUGGGCCGUCUCUGCCUGUGGCUGCUGAUAGUGCCGCCCUGAGUGCGGGGCCAGAGGGCCGUCCAGCCCCUGCUUUCGGCGCUCGGGUAUAGAUCUAGGAGAACCACCUAGAUCUAUGGUAAGUCUGAGUUUGGCUGCUUGAGGAGCCGCGCCCUUCUUCUCCACAGCAGCUGCACGAUGUUAACGUCCCCACCCGGAAGCAUGUGAGUGCUCUGGUUCCUGUGCACCCUCAGGGGCGUUUUUCUCUCCUUGCUGACAGCCAUCCUGAUGCAUCUCGCUGCACUUCGCCUCUCCCUGAGCACUCGUGCCCUUUCUGUGAGCAUCUUCCCACGUGCCCACUGGCCAUUGGUGUGCCUUCUUUGGAGAAGUGUCUGUUCAAGUCCUUCGCCCGUUUUCGAACCAGGUUAUCUUUUUGUGGUUAAGUCACAAGAAUUAUUUAUGUAUUCUGAGUACUAAACUCUAAUUACAUAUAUUCUUUCCAAAUAUUUUUCUCCCAUUCUGUGAACUGUGUUUGCACUUUCUUGAUAGUAUCCUUUGAUGCACAAAAGCUUUUACUUUUCAUCAAGUCCAAUUUAUCUAUUCUUUUUUUCAUUGCUGUGUCUUCGGUAUCAUAUCCAAGAAAUCACUGCCAAAUCUAACGUCACGAAGAGUGCUCACUUUUGACUUGGACCAUUCUUUACCCCUUAAGUCAAGUGAGCUUCAGGAAGGAUUUCUUUAUAAUAAACCGUUUUUUACAAAUUAA